AUGCCAGCUGGUUCAUUGACCCCGCCAGAUAAGGUCAGUGGUGAGACGGUUCACAUGGCAACAUCCCGUCCUCUCAGCAUCAGUACCCUCACUAAUACAAUCAAGACCCCACCAAGUCCCAUGCCUACUCCAUCCCCUCCCAUUAACAGGAUUUCAGGGGACAUAGAUCACCCUUUUUCUCGCAGUCAAUAUCAAGACCAAAGAUUAACAAAAGAAGCAAUGAGGAAAUACCUUCGAGAUCCAGGUAACCAAGUGUUAGUCAUCCUACAUGCCAAAGUAGCACAAAAAUCAUACGGAAAUGAAAAGAGGUUUUUUUGUCCGCCUCCUUGUAUAUAUUUGCUUAAUAAUGGUUGGAAACGGAAAAAGGACCAGUUGGAACGAGAUGGAGCCACAGAACAAGAAUCACUGGUGUGUGCAUUUAUGGGUAUAGGGAACUCUGACCAGGACAUGGUUCAGUUGAAUUUAGAAGGAAAGAAUUAUUGUGCUGCCAAAACCUUGUAUAUAUCUGAUUCUGAUAAGAGAAAGCAUUUUAUGUUGUCUGUAAAAAUGUUCUAUGGAAAUGGUCAGGAUAUUGGUGUAUUUAACAGCAAACGGAUAAAAGUGAUAUCAAAACCUUCCAAAAAGAAGCAGUCUCUCAAGAAUGCUGACUUGUGUAUUGCAUCUGGUACAAAAGUCGCCCUCUUCAACCGUCUUCGAUCACAAACAGUCAGCACUCGGUAUUUACAUGUCGAAGACGGAAAUUUCCAUGCUAGUUCAACUCAGUGGGGAGCAUUUACUAUCCAUCUAUUGGAUGACAAUGAAAGUGAAUCUGAAGAAUUUACUGUAAGAGAUGGUUACAUACAUUAUGGUUCCACAAUAAAAUUAGUGUGUUCUGUAACAGGAAUGGCUCUUCCGAGAUUGAUAAUUCGCAAAGUUGAUAAGCAAACGUCCCUACUUGAUGCUGACGAUCCUGUUUCCCAACUACAUAAAUGUGCUUUUUACAUGAAAGAUACAGAGAGAAUGUAUCUAUGUCUGUCUCAGGAGAGAAUUAUUCAGUUUCAGGCCACGCCUUGUCCAAAAGAACCCAAUAAGGAAAUGAUAAAUGAUGGUGCCUCUUGGACAAUCAUAAGUACAGACAAAGCUGAAUACACAUUUUUUGAAGGCAUGGGUCCUGUGAAAUCACCUGUAACACCUGUGCCAGUUGUUAGUAGUUUACAUUUGAAUGGUGGGGGAGAUGUGGCAAUGUUGGAGUUGACUGGUGAGAAUUUCACUCCAAGUUUAAAGGUGUGGUUUGGUGAUGUAGAAGCAGAAACUAUGUACAGAUGUGAAGAAAGUAUGCUUUGUGUUGUGCCUGACAUCUCUGCAUUCCGUGCAGGUUGGAGAUGGGUACGUCAGCCAUUACAGGUUCCAGUCACACUAGUGAGAAAUGAUGGUAUCAUAUAUGCAACUGGACUAACUUUCACAUACACGCCCGAACCAGGACCUCGCCAACAUUGUAGUGCUGUUGAGAGAGUCCUGCGUGCCAAUCCUGAUCCAACACCAGCUGUACCCUACACCAGCCCAAUGUAA
This is a messenger RNA of Acanthosepion pharaonis, 1548 nucleotides long. NCBI's taxonomy places the organism in Eukaryota, Metazoa, Mollusca, Cephalopoda, Sepiida, Sepiidae. The record is from the annotation of a GenBank genome assembly.